ACCUCUAUCACCAUCGCCAACGAUCCCCAUUGAUCCACCUCCUCCUCGCUCCGAGCCAGCUCACACUCAGCAUGUUGGCUCGAUCAGCCCUGCGCACGGCGCGCUCCGCCGGCAACGCGACCCGCAAUGCCACCAGCAGAACCUCUUCGCGCGCGGCUUCGACUUCGACCGAGGGAGCUUCCUCAACGCUGAGGAACAACGCCCUCCCCAUUGGUGCUACCGUUUUCGCUCUCGGAUCGUCCGCCUGGUACUGGCAGAUGUACGGCCGCAGUGUCGACGCCAUGACACCGGCUGAAGAAGGUCUGCACCCAACUCAGUACCCGUGGCAGCACGAGAAAUGGCACAAGACAUUUGACCACGGAGCUCUCCGCCGUGGUUUCCAGGUCUACCGCGAGGUCUGCGCCUCUUGCCACUCCAUUUCCCGUGUCCCCUACCGAGCCGUUGUUGGUCAGUUCAUGACUGUCGACGAGGCCAAGGCCCUCGCCGAAGAGAACGAGUACGACACCGAGCCCAACAACGAGGGCGAGAUCGAGAAGCGCCCCGGAAAGCUGUCCGACUACAUGCCCGCGCCCUACAAGAACGACGAGGCUGCCCGCGCUGCCAACAACGGUGCUCUUCCCCCGGAUCUAUCGCUCAUGGUCAAGGCCCGCCACGGCGGCUGCAACUACAUCUUCAGCUUGUUGACCGGUUACCCUGAGGAGCCUCCCGCGGGCGCUGUCGUUCAGGACGGCCUCAACUUCAACCCCUACUUCCCCGGUACCGGCAUUGCCAUGGCUCGUGUCCUGUACGACGACUUGGUCGAGUACGACGACGGAACCAAGGCCUCAACCUCGCAGAUGGCCAAAGAUGUUGUUGAGUUCCUCAACUGGACUGCCGAGCCAGAGAUGGACGACCGCAAGAAGAUGGGCUGGAAGGUCUUGGCCGUCACCAGUGUGCUUUUCGCCCUCAGCGUCUGGGUCAAGAGAUACAAGUGGGCACCGCUCAAGUCCCGAAAGAUCGCCUAUGUCCCACCGCAGCAGAAGAGCAUUCUCGACCAGAUCCCCAAGCCAAACACAUCGGGCAAGACCAACCAAUAAGCGUGGUUCAGAUUUGCAUUUGGGUGGAUUGGGAGGAGCGAGAUGCGGCAGCGUGUGUGUUCUAUAUUCUGUACAGUGUCAGGUACCCUCAAAUAAGACUUCUGAGAUUCCUUUGUUCA
This is a messenger RNA of Parastagonospora nodorum SN15, 1195 nucleotides long. RefSeq lists its product as hypothetical. The transcript has 5 exons. The record is from RefSeq and is a predicted model, not a curated record. Bases 72 to 1076 code for a protein of 334 amino acids. Gene Ontology annotation, biological process: mitochondrial electron transport, ubiquinol to cytochrome c. Lineage: Eukaryota; Fungi; Ascomycota; Dothideomycetes; Pleosporales; Phaeosphaeriaceae. Gene Ontology annotation, molecular function: electron transfer activity; heme binding.